CGACUUCCAUGACGUCACAUACCAGGUACCUAUAAAGGACGGUUCUGGUCCAUCCGCUGCAUUCCUCGCUGCCAACUUUCCAAAAACCACACAACAUGCCUUGGUCAACUUCACUCCCCCAGGGGAUUCUCAGCUCACCCCUGCUGUCCAUUGGGACACCCACCGCCAGCGGACUCUUGGUCGGGUACCUAGUCAACCGUGGAGGACGAACAAAAGGAAUCUACCACUCGCUGAAGCAGCCCCCCUACCAUCCCCCGGCAUGGCUCUUUCCCCCCGUCUGGUCGCUCCUAUACACCUCAAUGGGGUACGCCGCGUAUCACGCAAACGUGACCACCUUUGACGACUCGUGGCAGCCCUUGUACGGGGCUCAGCUGGCGCUCAAUUAUCUGUGGAUGCCGCUGUUUUUUGGACUGCGCAAGCCGGCCUGGGCGCUGGCAGACUUGACGCUUUUGGGGGGGACCGUGACGUCGUUGAUGAGUGGGUGGUGGGAGACUGAUCGCACGGCGUUUUGGUUUAUGGUGCCAUAUGCGGCAUGGUUGGGGUACGCGGCAUAUUUGAACGUUGGGGUUGGAGUGUUGAAUAAGUGGAGAAUUCCGGGUGGACAGAAGAAGGGGGAGUGAUCAUCUGUCGAGGUAGCUGUGGAAUGGUUGGUGAUGUUGUUGCACUGAAGUCAUUCGCCAGUUAAGCAACAAUGUCACUAAGCUUUCAUGCCAAGGGUCUGUGAUAUACAGGAUCAGAUUCAUGAAUGUGAAUCAAUCAUACAUCACCUCCUUGGGGGUUAGGUCAACAGCAUGCAACCUUUCAAGCAAGGUUCCAAGUUGGUCUGAUGAUAAGCCGGCAGGCAGAUCACUACUUGGCUAAUGGACUCGCAGUUAUAUCAACGUCUGAACUGCUUGUUGCCUAUGGUAAUUAUUGGUCUUCAAUAGGCUCUGUUCUUGGCUCAAUCUUUUGUAUAGACCCGGCCUCAUAGAUUUGUUAGAAGUAACGCACAGGGUGGAAGUUUGAUAAAUAUGAUUGUACGAUACGCCUUCACUGGAACAUUGCAUAAUUAGCCCGACCAUUCAAGUCUACUGACUGUAUGGAGAUCGGCAAUGAGUAGCUGGCAUCGCAGGGCAUCAAUCAAUUUAAAGACGAGACUCGAUGGCUUAUAGAGUGAAUAGCGAUUGCCUUCUAUCCGCACCAUUAUUACGGGGAUUUGGACCGUAGGAGGCAUGUAAU
Messenger RNA from Aspergillus candidus, 1218 nucleotides. Its product is annotated as TspO/MBR family protein. The transcript is spliced from 3 exons. Gene Ontology annotation, cellular component: mitochondrial outer membrane. Lineage: Eukaryota; Fungi; Ascomycota; Eurotiomycetes; Eurotiales; Aspergillaceae. Bases 96 to 620 code for a protein of 174 amino acids. The record is from RefSeq and is a predicted model, not a curated record.